Messenger RNA from Belonocnema kinseyi, 792 nucleotides. It is a transcript of the gene Srp19, whose product is annotated as signal recognition particle 19 kDa protein. The record is from RefSeq and is a predicted model, not a curated record. Gene Ontology annotation, cellular component: signal recognition particle, endoplasmic reticulum targeting. NCBI's taxonomy places the organism in Eukaryota, Metazoa, Arthropoda, Insecta, Hymenoptera, Cynipidae. The transcript has 2 exons. Gene Ontology annotation, molecular function: 7S RNA binding. Gene Ontology annotation, biological process: SRP-dependent cotranslational protein targeting to membrane, signal sequence recognition; SRP-dependent cotranslational protein targeting to membrane. The coding region runs from base 171 to 608 and encodes 145 amino acids.
CUAUUGUAUUCAUAUUUUUCUGUGUUUUUUUCUUACAACAAGAAUUUAAUAUUUGUAUUGCUCUUCAAACCGUAGAGAUAAUAAAACGAAUUGUGUUAUUCUGUCGGUUUGUGUUUUAUUUUCGUAGACGUGUCAUUUUGCACUUGUCCAUUUGUAAACAAGUCGUGAUCAUGUCACUUUCAUGGGAUCCGUCGAAAAACCACAGUGAUAGAGAGAGGUGGAUCUGCAUUUACCCCUUAUACUUGAACAGUAAAAAGACAAGAGGAGAAGGUCGAAAGUUACCAAAGGAUAAAUGUGUCGAAAAUCCAACGCACCAAGAAAUCAGGGACGUUUUGCUUUCAGCGGGUUUAAAAGUUGGAGUUGAAAACAAGCUCCAUCCAAGAGAACGAAGCAAGGAAUUAUUAUACCGAGGCCGAAUCAGAGUGCAAUUAAAAAAUGAUGAUGGCACUCCAGUUAAUCCAGAUUUUCCAUCACGGGACUCUGUUCUACUUCAUGUAGGUACAUUAAUUCCCAAGCUGAAGACUCGACAAAGCAAACAAUCCUCUGGUGAACAAUCUUCACAACAAGCUUCUGCUUCAAAGAAAGGAAAAGGCAAGGGGCGAAGGUAAUCUGUUUCGAAGAAGAGUCCCUUACAUUUUAUAUUUAAGUAAAGGUAUUGCUGUACAUUUUUCGAUCAUGCAAUUUAUUUCGAAAGAGAAUACUUGCAAAUUUUUCUUGUCAAAUUUGGUAGCUCAGUAUUUGUCAUAAGUUUCAUGUCUAAUGGAAAUAAAAGUUUGUAGUGCGUUGAACAGA